GGUAGGGCUGUCCCCUCGGCCGCACCCGCCAGGCGGUGGGAGCCCGAGUUCUUUGUGGAGGAUCUGGGGGGCGCGCCCCUCCCGGCAGCCUGGGCUGCCCAGUGGCCCUGCUCGCAGCCUCGCCCUGCGUCUCCGGCGCCGCCUAAGCCGCUGCCAGGACCCCGGAGAGGGAGGACGGCGGUGCGUGCCCGGGACCGGCUCAUUGGGGUCGUGCGCCCCCAGGCCGAGGGGCUCAGGCCCCGCUCGGGGACAGGCGUGGGGGCAGAGCGGCCUCGCCCUGCGCGGGAGCCGCGAGGACCAGUCAUCCAGCAUGCUGCGCCCACCCCACGCCCAGGCGCACUGACCAUGAGCCUCAACUCCUCUCUGGGCCACUGGAAGGAGCUGAGCAACCGCACGGGGGCGGCGGCUGGUGAAGGGGGCGCCAUCGUCACCGAGUUCAUCGCCAUCGUGGUCAUCACCAUUUUCGUCUGCCUGGGCAACCUGGUCAUCGUGGUCACCUUGUACAAGAAGUCCUACCUCCUCACCCUCAGCAACAAGUUCGUCUUCAGCCUGACGCUGUCCAACUUCCUGCUGUCCGUGCUGGUGCUGCCCUUCGUGGUGACCAGCUCCAUUCGGCGGGAAUGGAUCUUCGGGGUGGUCUGGUGCAACUUCUCCGCCCUCCUGUACCUGCUCAUCAGCUCGGCCAGCAUGCUCACCCUCGGGGUCAUUGCCAUCGACCGCUACUACGCUGUCCUGUACCCCAUGGUGUACCCCAUGAAGAUUACGGGGAACCGAGCCGUGAUGGCUCUUGUCUACAUCUGGCUCCACUCGCUCAUCGGCUGCCUGCCGCCUCUCUUUGGUUGGUCUUCCGUGGAGUUUGACGAGUUCAAGUGGAUGUGCGUGGCGGCGUGGCACCGGGAGCCCGGCUACACGGCCUUCUGGCAGAUCUGGUGCGCCCUGUUCCCCUUCCUGGUCAUGCUCGUGUGCUACGGCUUCAUCUUCCGCGUGGCCAGGGUCAAGGCCCGCAAGGUGCACUGUGGCACGGUGGUCCUGGGGCAGGAGGACGCCCAGGGGACCGGGCGCAAGAACUCCAGCACCUCCACCUCCUCCUCGGGCAGUCGGAGGAACGCCUUCCAGGGCGUCGUCUACUCCGCCAACCAGUGCAAAGCCCUCAUCACCAUCCUGGUGGUGCUGGGCGCCUUCAUGGUCACCUGGGGCCCCUACAUGGUGGUCAUCACCUGCGAGGCCCUCUGGGGCAAGAACUGCGUCUCCCCGAGCCUGGAGACCUGGGCCACGUGGCUGAGCUUCUCCAGCGCCGUCUGCCACCCCCUCAUUUACGGACUCUGGAACAAGACGGUUCGCAGGGAGCUGCUGGGCAUGUGCUUCGGGGACCGGUAUUACCGGGAGCCCUUCGUCCAGCGGCAGAGGACGUCCAGGCUCUUCAGCAUUUCCAACAGGAUCACAGACCUGGGCCUGUCCCCACACCUCACGGCGCUCAUGGCAGGCGGACAGCCCCUGGGGCACAGCAGCAGCACGGGGGACACGGGCUUCAGCUGCUCCCAGGACUCAGGGACCGACGUGAUGCUGCUUGAAGACUACACGUCCGAUGACCAGCCUCCCCUCCACUCCACUUGCCCACCCAAGAGGAGGAGCUCGGUGACGUUCGAGGAUGAAGUAGAAAAGAUCAAAGCUGCCAAGAACCCCAUCCUCCACGUGAAGGCCGACGUGCACACCUCUUUGGACAGUUACGCAGACAGCCUGGCCAAAGCCAUCGAGGCGGAAGCCAAAAUCAACCUAUUUGGGGAGGAGGCCUUGCCUGGGGUCUUGAUGGUGGCGCGGACCAUCCCAGGGGCCGGCUUUGGGGGCAGCGGAGGCACCCGAGCCCCCGGGAGCCAGAGGCUCCCACUGCAGAGCAUCGAGGAGGGGAACGUUCCAGCUGCGGAACAGAAAUGAGGGCCUCGGGCUGGCCUGGGCCCCAGAUGGAGGCCCCCAGCCCACCCAGCCGGGGCCCUGGGAACUCGGGUAGGAACGGCACCUGGGGUGCAGCCACCAGAAAAAACACCGAGAACUGCGUCCAGGCCAGGAACUCCGUGUCUGCGAGCCCACCCGUGGGCUCCUCCUAGAUCCCAGUGAUGGGACCAGACGCAUCAAAAGCACAAAGCAGAGAAAAUGGAGGUGUGGCUUGGCUUUCUGUCUGGGUGGUGGGGCACCGGUGGGGCCUACAGACCAGCUGGGGGAACCCCAGGGCAGGUCAUGUUCUUUUGUUCACAUCUGCUACUCGCUGUCCCCGCAGAGAGGCUCAGGAGGGGGGCUCUUCCAGUGCACUGGGACGGAGGACACCCCAGGUUUCUGCAGGGUUGAAGCAGGCCAUGUGGGGUCCCUAGAGAAGCCAGGAGCAGGGCCCCCACGCAGUUCCAGGCCUCGGUGCUGGUUAUGACCUGGCAUCGGUGGAGCCACCUGCUGGUGCUCACGGGGGCAGCCCAGGCCACCUCCCUCUUCACUGAUUCUUUGCUGUUUCGAAAGAAGGGAGAGAGAAGCCCCUAUAACGACAGGAGGAAGGAGCGGGAGGCUUCAUUUCCAAGAAU
Messenger RNA from Myotis daubentonii (Daubenton's bat), 2564 nucleotides. It is a transcript of the gene GPR161, whose product is annotated as G protein-coupled receptor 161. Gene Ontology annotation, biological process: G protein-coupled receptor signaling pathway. The coding region runs from base 346 to 1932 and encodes 528 amino acids. Gene Ontology annotation, molecular function: G protein-coupled receptor activity. Gene Ontology annotation, cellular component: plasma membrane; recycling endosome. Lineage: Eukaryota; Metazoa; Chordata; Mammalia; Chiroptera; Vespertilionidae. The transcript is spliced from 6 exons. The record is from RefSeq and is a predicted model, not a curated record.